This is a messenger RNA of Peromyscus eremicus (cactus mouse), 3655 nucleotides long. RefSeq names its product RNA polymerase I subunit F (gene Polr1f). Lineage: Eukaryota; Metazoa; Chordata; Mammalia; Rodentia; Cricetidae. The transcript is spliced from 4 exons. Gene Ontology annotation, cellular component: RNA polymerase I complex. The record is from RefSeq and is a predicted model, not a curated record. Gene Ontology annotation, biological process: DNA-templated transcription initiation; DNA-templated transcription. Bases 15 to 998 code for a protein of 327 amino acids.
GCCGGUCGAGCCGCAUGGCUGCGGGCUGCGCGGAGUCGCCGCGGCCCAAGGCGGCCUCCGUGGCGGGUCAGGCCGGGGCUCUGCCCUGCCUGGAGCUGCCGAGCUACGCCGCGGCGUGUGCGCUGGUGAGCAGCCGCUACUCCUGCCUGGUGGCCGCCCCGCACCGCAGGCACAUCGCCCUGUCGCCCCGCUACCUGAGCAGGAAGCGCACGGGCAUCCGCGAGCAGCUGGACGCCGAGCUCCUGCGCUACUCCGAGAGCCUUUUAGGUGUCCCUAUUGCAUAUGAUAACAUCAGAGUUGUGGGUGAACUGGGAGAUAUUUAUGAUGAUCAAGGACACAUUCAUCUUAACAUUGAAGCAGAUUUUGUUAUUUUCUGCCCUGAACCAGGGCAGAAGUUAAUGGGUACAGUUAAUAAAGUAUCUUCUAGUCAUAUUGGCUGUGUCGUACAUGGGUGUUUUAACGCCUCUGUCCCUAAGCCUGAGCAGAUGUCGUAUGAGGAAUGGCAGACCUUGGAGAUAAAUGUAGGUGAUGAACUAGAAUUUGAUGUAUUCCGCUUAGAUUCAGAUUCUGCUGGAGUGUUCUGCAUUCGAGGAAAACUGAAUGCCGCAAGUUUGCAACUUAAGAGCUCUGUAGUUUCUGAAGAUGUAACAGAAGUUGGCAUUGAAGAGGUUGCUGAAAAAACUUCAAAGAAGAAGAAAAAGAAGAAGAAGAAAGACACAGAAGCAUAUGCAGCAGUUGAUGGUGUCACAGAGCUAUCAAAUUGUGCAGAUGUCACUCCAGAGGAAGGAACAGACCUACUAUGUGGUGAUUCUGUGAAUGUCCUCUGUGAAGAAGAGCCUAAGAAGAAGAAAAAGAAGAAGAAAAGGGACCAGGAGGAUCAGGACCCUGUUUUCCAAGCCAGUGACUCCAGUGGCUACCAAAGUGACCAUAAGAAGAAAAAAAAGAAAAGGAAACACACUGAAGACAUUGAUGUCGCGUCACCUAAGAAGAGGCAGUGACGGUCUUUUCUGUUGUUGACAUACUUACAUAUCGAUGGAUAGAUGUUGGGAAAGGCAGGACAUGCUGAGAUAUGUGGGAAGUGCACAGACACUUGAUUAGUAAUUGGAGGGUUUUGUACUGAAAUCAUACAAGUGACUGUGUAAAUUUCAAAUAAACCAGGAUUAUUAAGUAUCAUUUUAUUAUAUACAGUGUAAAAUGUUAACAACUGCUUUCAAUCCUGUGUCAGAUGUUAACAUUCUACAUAAAAUUUUACAUUCUCAAUAUUUGCCAGAGAACUUUAUAAUACUUUCAAUUUUUUUCUGAUAAUAAAAAUAUGUCUUUAGUUGGAACAUGAUUUUUUUUUUAAAGCUCAGUGCAUUUACUAGUUUUAAAUUUCCCUUAAACAGUAUUUCUAUUUUACUGAAUAUGUAUAGCUAAAGAAUAUCUAGAACUCUUAUGUACCCUGUGGCUGUUACUGUUGAAUGUAUGGUAGGUGGGAAACUCAUUUUCUUCUCCUAGAAGUGUGUGUGUGUGUGUGUGUGUGUGUGUGUGUGUAUGUGUUUUCUCUAACCCUGAGACUGUAAUGGGAAGGGCUGUUAACUUUUACCUCAUGUCUCUACAGUCUUCAUUUUGUUAUGUAUGGAUCAUGAGCAAGAUGAAGAUAGGAUAAUGUGGUUCUUACUAAUUGAAAAUUUCCAGUAAGUUUUUAAUGAUUAGGGUUAGGCUACUAGAAUUGCUUUGAGGAAGAGACAACCAUUAUUGCAUUUAUUGAUAAAAGUGUGGAAUAUGUUGUAACUAACCAGAAGAUGGUUAUGAAAGGGUAAGCUGAUUGAGGCUCAUAAUCCAUAGCCAUGCAUUUACAGACUUUAAUGUCUAUAAUGUAUUUUAUUGAGGAACAAGGAUAUAAAGUCAAUCAAGAGAUGUAAUUCUUCCUCCAUUAAGCAACAUGGGAGAAACAUUUGUGUGCACACAGCAUAAUUAAGGAACUAUUAAAAGGCUAGUAAAUACUAUGAAGUAAAUACUAUGUAGUAAAUACUAUGAAGAAAAUGUUGACCACUCUUUAUUUAGUAUCUGUACAUACACAGGGGUAGGGUUGACUCUCCAUGUCAGUUACUGCUGUUGUCCCUGACUGAGUAGCAGAUACAGUGUGAAUAUUAAUGUUUGAUAAAGAGUAAAUUUUGCCAACUGUUUCUUGAUUGAAUCUGGUAUAGAGUCUAAGAAAUGGGAGCAACUGAAGUGUGCAGACGGAGGAGGGGAGCUCCAGAUAACUGGAGGGAAGGUCCAAACCGUCUCUCUCUAUGACUCUUCCAGAUUGACACGGGUUGUCAAUCAGUAUAAAACGGGAGAUUUUAAAGAAGUACAAAAAAACAAAGAUUGUAAAAUGUCUUGGUAUUUAUAUUGGGGAAAUUUUAACAUUUUUGGUACUUUUUUGCUUAACAUUUUUGCUAUGGUGAUUUAAGUAAAAUACUAAUUUUAGCCUGUUUCCAAAUAAAAAUUGUACAUGAGGCUCACAUUACCUUUCUUUUGACAAUGCUAUUUAGAUGAAUAUGUAAGUUGAAAAGGGAUUGAAAUAAGUUUUACUGUUCGGAUUUGAUGUAACAUAUCCAGAAAAUGUUCAGUAAAUGUUUCCUUCAUAUUUUAGGGGCUGUAUAUAUAAUUAUAAUUAUGUUUGACACAGAUAAUUAAUUUUAAGUCACAUAAUUCAAGCCUUCAUAUAUACCAAGAAAACAUGUCAAAGUUUAUGCUAUUGAUGAAAAAAGUACGUUACCGAUUAGCAAAAAUAACUAAAUUCCCACAUUAUUUUUAUUUUGCCUCAAAUGAUACUCUUGAGUUUGAAAAGAAUUUGCUUGUUAGAAGAAGUGGUGACCCCUAGGACUUAUUGUCCUCAUCCUCAUGAGUAAAGAUUUUUCUCUGCAUGAUUGUUAUAUUACACCAGGGAUCUAAGUGGGUAUAGCCUAAUCACAGUAGCCCUUUAAAAUCCAAAUUUUCCAUAUCUAGUAGCAAAAGAAGAAUUGGGAGAAAUACAGGCAUAAUAAAAACUUGAUGAGAGAAUCUCCAUGACUCUAGAUGAAGGGGAUCCUGUAACCCAAGGGUGGGAGCUAAGAGCCAAGAGACAGCAGGAAAAUGGUCUUACAUCCACAACUGAGUUCUGGCAGGGGCAAGAAUGACUCACAGCAGAACACCUUGUUCCAGGUCCUGGAGUUAAAUACUCAGCUAGACCUUGAUGUGUGUGAGCAAAGAACCUACCUGUACCGUGUAGACGUCUUUGUGCUUUGUGUGUUCCUGUAUGUGAUGCAUGCUGAAGCCAGGGGUUAACAUUGGGUGUCUUUCUCAGUCUCCUGCUUAGUGUUUGAGAUGAUCUCACUGUAUCUUGAGCUCACAGAUCCAGCUAGGCAGGCUGGCCAGUGAGCUCCAGGGAUCUUCCUGUCCCUAUAUUCCCAGUUGCUGGGAUUAUGGGUAUGUGCAGCUGCCAGCCUUUUUUCUGUGAGUGCUGGGGAUCAAGUCGAGGUCCUUGUGUUGCAUAGCAGUUACUUAGAGGACGAGUUGUCAGUCUACUGACAAUACAGUUCUAUAAAAUGAUUGGUUUUUCCUAAUCAUUUUAACUUGCUUUGUGCAGUGGCAUUACAUUUUUCUCAUUAUAGCCGUCCAUAGGUCUUUUAUGGAAUUUGUUUCAUGU